AAAACACCUCAGUCGAUCGGAGAAAAGUCACAGUAAAAUAUUCCGAUAAUGGUUCAGCCGCGUUUCGUCCGUCCGACGCAGUCAUCACCUUCCUCCGACGCCGGAGAACCCAAUUCAUCCAAUCUCUACGUCGCUAAUUGUGGACCGGCGGUUGGACUAUCACACGACGCAAUCGCGGCGGUGUUCGCUGAUUUUGGUGAAGUGAAAGGCGUCUACGCAGCGGACGAGAGCGGCGUUCGUGUCAUCGUAUCUUUCGCGGAUCCUUACUCGGCGAAAGCUGCUUUAGAAGCAUUGAGUGGUCGGCCAUGUCCGGACCUUAAAGGACGGACUUUGCAUAUUCGAUAUUCAGUUCUUCAAUUAGCUUCCGAGACGCAAGUGAAUGAUUGUGUUCCUGUGUCUUUGGUUGAUUCAGAGUUGAAUAUACCAGGGCUUUUCCUAAUACCUGAAUUUGUCAGUGUCGAAGAAGAACAGCAAUUGCUUGCAGCUGUUGAUGCUCGGCCUUGGAUUGGUCUUGCCAAACGACGUGUUCAACACUAUGGAUAUGAGUUUUGUUACGGGACACGAAAUGUUGAUACCAAGAAGCGACUAGGCGAGCUUCCAUCUUUUGUUUCUCCUAUACUCGAAAGAAUCUCGUUGUUCCCGAACCAUGAUAUCGACCCAUCAAGCUUGGAUUUGGACCAAUUAACGGUAAAUGAGUACCCAUCUGGGGUGGGUUUAUCCCCUCACAUUGACACACAUUCAGCAUUUGAAGAUUGCAUUUUCAGCCUUUCAUUAGCUGGUCCUUGUAUUAUGGAAUUCAGAAGAUACUCUGUUUCAACAUGGAAAGCCUCAACUGCCGAUGCUGAGAAGUUGGGUGACUCCUCUUGCAUCAAGAAGGCUUUAUAUCUUCCUCCUCGAUCUAUGCUAUUAUUAUCCGGGGAAGCACGCUAUGCUUGGAAUCAUUACAUUCCACAUCACAAGAUUGACAAGGUGAAGGAUAAAGUUAUUAGAAGGAGUCCCAGAAGGGUAUCUUUCACAAUACGAAAGGUGAGAAAUCAUCCCUGCAGGUGUAAGUAUCCACAGUACUGUGACUCUCAGCAACAAAGAUAACUGAAGAAGAUACAAAUGAAAUGAAGAAUAUGUUAUAUAGAUAAACAAGAUGCCUAUGGAGAAGAAGAAGAAUAACCAUUUUUGUAGUUGUUUACUCUUAACUAUCAGACUAGAUUUGAAUGUUGUAUUAUUUUUGAUAACCAAAUUGUUACUCAUUGGUCCAAUUGUGCUGGAUGAAGAGAUUGCAAGAUUACUUAUGUGUUUGUAACAUAUCUAAGAUUCUAAUUAUCUUAUACUCUGUCUA
This is a messenger RNA of Capsella rubella, 1333 nucleotides long. Its product is annotated as alkylated DNA repair protein alkB homolog 8. NCBI's taxonomy places the organism in Eukaryota, Viridiplantae, Streptophyta, Magnoliopsida, Brassicales, Brassicaceae. Gene Ontology annotation, molecular function: RNA binding; oxidoreductase activity; demethylase activity. The record is from RefSeq and is a predicted model, not a curated record. The transcript has 6 exons. Gene Ontology annotation, biological process: oxidative demethylation. Bases 49 to 1089 code for a protein of 346 amino acids.